CUCGUCGUUGUUUAUCCUGUCGGAAGAUAACUGUAUACGCAAGUACACCCGCUUCAUAAUCGAAUGGCCACCCUUUGAGUACGCCGUCCUACUAACCAUCAUCGCCAACUGCGUGGUACUCGCCCUCGAGGAGCAUCUGCCCAAGCAUGACAAGACCAUCUUAGCCCAAAAGCUUGAGUCAACGGAGAUUUAUUUCCUUGGGAUCUUUUGUGUCGAGGCGAGUCUUAAGAUCCUGGCUCUUGGUUUCGUCCUCCAUCGUGGUUCUUAUCUUCGCAAUAUCUGGAACAUCAUGGAUUUUUUCGUCGUGGUGACCGGGUUCAUCACGGUUUUCGGGCAAGACGUGAAAGACAUGGAUAUGGAUCUGCGUACGUUACGUGCAAUACGUGUGUUACGACCGCUCAAACUUGUCUCCGGCAUUCCAAGUCUCCAGGUAGUGUUAAAAUCCAUCAUCAAAGCAAUGGCACCACUUCUACAGAUCGGCUUGCUGGUACUCUUUGCCAUCGUUAUAUUUGCCAUCAUCGGUCUCGAGUUUUAUUCGGGAACCUUGCACAAAACGUGCUAUAGUAUAGAAGAUAUAGAUAAAAUAGUAAAAGAGGGUGAUCAGCCAAGUCCAUGUAACACAGAUAAUAAACCUGAUGCGCCGACCGGUGCUCACGUGUGCAAUCCCAACAUUUCAGUCUGCAGAGAUAAUUGGGCGGGACCAAAUAGUGGUAUCACAAGCUUCGACAACAUUGGAUUCGCAAUGCUCACCGUCUUCCAGUGUAUUACUAUGGAGGGCUGGACUGCCAUAUUGUACUGGACGAAUGAUGCUCUUGGUAGCUACUUCAAUUGGAUAUACUUUAUACCAUUGAUCGUCCUUGGAUCUUUCUUUAUGCUUAAUCUAGUUCUUGGUGUGUUGAGCGGAGAAUUUGCAAAGGAAAGAGAGAAAGUGGAAAACCGGCAGUCAUUUUUGAAAAUGCGUAGACAUCAACAGCUUGAAAGAGAGCUCAAUGGUUAUGUGGAGUGGAUCUGCAAAGCAGAGGAAGUGAUAUUAGCUGAAGAAAGAACUACAGAGGAAGAAAAGAUGCACAUAAUAGAAGCAAGAAGAAGAGCCAUAAAACAACAGAAAAAAAAGUUAAAAAAUCUUGGAAAGAGUAAAAGUACAGACACAGAAGAAGAAGAUGGUGAUGACGAUCAAGGUGAUGAGCCUAAGAAAAAACUGAAAGGAUUUUCGAGAGCUUCAUAUCUCAGGUCGAGGGUGAAGAACCAGGGCGUUUGUCUUCAGUUCUGGCGUGCCGAGAAGAGAUUUAGGUUUUGGAUCCGGCACACAGUGAAGACGCAGUCAUUCUACUGGUUUGUCAUCAUCCUUGUGUUCUUCAACACAGUUUGCGUAGCAGUUGAACACUACGAUCAACCAGAAUGGCUUGAUAGAUUUCUUUUUGUUACGGAGUUUGUAUUUCUGGGGCUCUUCAUGUGCGAGAUGUUCAUAAAAAUGUACGCUCUUGGACCACGAAUUUACUUCGAGUCAAGCUUCAAUCGAUUCGAUUGCGUCGUCAUAUUGGGAUCGAUAUUUGAGGUGAUAUGGUCAGCUGUAAAAUCCGGUUCAUUCGGUCUCUCCGUCCUGCGUGCCCUGCGACUACUCAGGAUAUUCAAAGUCACCAAAUACUGGUCGAGUCUGAGGAAUCUCGUCAUUUCGCUGCUCAAUUCAAUGCGCAGCAUCAUCUCUCUUCUAUUUCUUCUCUUCCUCUUCAUCCUCAUUUUUGCUCUACUAGGAAUGCAACUUUUUGGCGGUCAAUUUAAUUUCCCAUCUGGUACGCCAGCAACUAAUUUCAACACCUUUCCUAUUGCAUUGCUAACUGUCUUCCAAAUCCUGACCGGCGAAGACUGGAACGAAGUGAUGUAUCAAGGAAUCGAUUCGCAAGGCGGUCACAAGGGAGGAGGAAUGAUUUACUCGCUCUACUUUAUAAUCCUUGUGCUCUUCGGCAACUACACUCUACUUAACGUCUUCUUGGCUAUCGCCGUAGAUAAUUUGGCGAACGCACAAGAAUUGACAGCAGCCGAGGAAGGUCAAGAGGAAGAGGAUAAAGAAAAACAACAGCAAGAACUUGAAAAAGAAAUGGAAGCUUUACAAAUGCCUGCAGACGGUAGUGGGCCAAAAGUAGAAAUAUCACCACCUAGUCCGUCACAAAAUUUAGGUGGUAAAGGAGAAAAACAGGCGUCCGAAGAGAAAAAACAGGAGGACGACGAAGACACGGGACCAAAACCAAUGCUGCCAUACUCCUCCAUGUUUAUAUUAUCUCCGACAAAUCCUGUAAGGAGAGCCGCCCACUGGGUUGUAAAUUUAAGAUAUUUCGACUUUUUCAUAAUGGUCGUUAUAUCUUUAUCAAGUAUAGCACUAGCCACGGAAGAUCCAGUCGACGAGAAUUCGCCGAGAAACACAAUACUGAACUACUUUGAUUACGCUUUUACCGGCGUCUUUACGAUAGAGAUGCUUCUCAAGGUCGUUGACCUGGGAAUCAUACUCCAUCCCGGCUCGUAUUUACGCGAGUUCUGGAACAUUAUGGACGCAGUGGUAGUAAUUUGUGCCGCCGUAUCAAUAGGUUUUGAUAUAAGUGGUAGUUCGGCGGGUCAAAAUCUCUCGACUAUUAAAUCAUUACGUGUGUUACGUGUGCUUAGACCUUUGAAAACUAUUAAAAGAGUGCCGAAACUAAAAGCUGUGUUUGAUUGCGUGGUUAACAGUUUAAAGAACGUCAUUAACAUUCUCAUCGUGUAUAUAUUGUUCCAAUUUAUCUUCGCUGUCAUUGCAGUGCAACUAUUUAACGGAAAGUUCUUUUAUUGCACUGACGAAAGCAAAAGAACUAAAGAAGAAUGCCAAGGUGAAUAUUUUGUUUUUGAAGAAGAUUCACUACUGCCGUCGGUAAAAAAUCGUACGUGGCAGCCACAAAGUUUUCACUACGACAAUGUGAUGGCUGCUAUGUUAACUCUGUUUGCUGUGCAGACAGGCGAGGGUUGGCCUCAAAUUUUACAACAUUCAAUGGCCGCUACGCAUGAGGACGAAGGUCCUAUUCAUAAUUUUCGUAUCGAAAUGUCCAUAUUUUACAUCGUAUACUUUAUAGUAUUUCCAUUCUUCUUUGUUAAUAUCUUCGUCGCUUUGAUUAUUAUUACUUUUCAAGAGCAAGGUGAGGCUGAAUUACAAGACGGUGAAAUAGACAAGAAUCAGAAAUCUUGUAUCGAUUUCACGAUAGGAGCUCGGCCUCUAGAGAGGUACAUGCCGAAUAAAAGAAAUAGUGUAAAAUACAAAAUAUGGAAAAUGGUAGUGUCAACACCGUUCGAGUACUUCAUCAUGAUGCUUAUCGUUUUGAAUACUCUACUUCUCAUGAUGAAGUACCACCGGCAGAGCGAGCUGUACAAAGCCAUACUGAAGUACAUGAACAUUUGCUUCACGGGGAUGUUCACCGUCGAGUGCAUUUUGAAGAUCGCCGCUUUUGGCGUCAGGAACUUCUUCAAAGAUCCAUGGAAUACAUUUGACUUUAUUACGGUUAUUGGAAGCAUCGUGGACGCUCUUGUCGUGGAAUUUGGGGAAAACUUCAUCAAUGUUGGAUGUUUGAGACUCUUUCGUGCUGCUAGACUGAUUAAAUUACUCAGACAAGGGUACACGAUACGAAUUUUACUUUGGACAUUCGUACAAUCAUUUAAGGCGUUGCCCUACGUUUGUCUACUCAUAGCAAUGCUAUUCUUUAUUUAUGCAAUCAUCGGCAUGCAGGUUUUUGGGAACAUCGCGCUGGAUCCCGAUACCUCAAUUUACGAGCACAAUAACUUUCAGAGUUUCAUUCAAGGUCUGAUGCUGCUAUUUCGGUGUGCUACAGGUGAAGCGUGGCCAAGUAUAAUGUUAUCAUGUAUAAAAGGUCGAUUAUGUGAUCCAAAAGCAAAACAAGAGCCUGAAGGAUGUGGUUCAAAUCUUGCUUAUGCUUACUUUGUUUCGUUUAUCUUCUUUUGCUCAUUCCUUAUGCUUAAUCUCUUCGUUGCCGUCAUUAUGGAUAACUUUGACUACCUCACUCGUGACUCUUCUAUUCUUGGUGCCCAUCAUCUCGACGAGUUUGUGAGGAUAUGGGCAGAAUAUGAUCCAAAUGCAACCGGUAGAAUUCACUUUACAGAAAUGUAUGAUAUGUUAAAAAAUAUGGACCCUCCUCUUGGAUUUGGUAAUAAAUGUCCCAAUCGACUUGCAUAUAAGAAACUCAUCAGGAUGAACAUGCCUGUAGAUGAUGAGUGUAAAGUCGCCUUUACAACGACCCUAUUUGCCUUGAUUAGAGAAAAUCUCAGUAUUAAAAUGAGAGUCGCCGACGAGAUGGACCAAGCUGAUGAAGAAUUAAGAGACACUAUUAGAGCCAUUUGGCCUUUACAAGCAAAAAAGAUGUUGGAUCUUUUGAUACCUCGGAAAGAAGAACUAUCCAGAGGGAAACUUACUGUGGGUAAAAUAUAUGCUGGCCUGCUGAUCCUCGAAAAUUGGAAAACAACGAGGUUUGGUCAAAUACAAUCAGCUGGCGGGCAGCAUUCGACCUUCUUCAACUGCCUGAUGGACAUGGCUGGGGUGAACCACACAGGUCCUAACCACCACGGGAGCAGAUUGAACAGUCUUGAACCUCCUGUUCAAAAUGGAAAGUCGGAACAACAUGAGAAGCUGGAAGAUGAUGAAGAGGACGGAGCCUUUGAGGCUCUUGCUGCCGUCCAGAAAAGACGCCAACGUAGCUUCAGAAACAAAAAGGUGAACUGGAAGAUGUCCCACCAGUACGAUAAACUAGGGAGCAGCGGAGAGAGUAGCCAGGGAGGGGGUGGGUCUGGGGUUGUACGCGUAGUUAACGGCGAGGAACGCGGCCCUGAGCUAGAGCCGUUGCUAGCAGAGUCCUCCCAGGACCACCACCACCAUCAUCACCAAUACUACGAAACCGACAAUGAUCAAUACUACCAUCACUAUCAUCAUCAUCAUCACCGACCACCCUCGUACUAUCAACACCAGAACACCUACGCACCUCGCUCCUCAAUCCGUUACCUCAAGGAUCUGCAGGAUGUCGCAGUUAGUGAUUCACGAGUGGGGAGUUUAGAGAGUCUGACACAUGCUGAAGACAGGCUUCAUCCUCAGCAGCCACCUCAUCAUCCAUCCAGACAUUCUCGUUCGCCAAGUCUAAGAAGGCAUUCACCAAUACACAGAUCGCCAUCACCGUCAAGAAGGCAAAGAUAUGAUCACCAUCAUCCUUACCACGAAGGUCCUGGGUUUAGUGAUACAGUUAGCAAUGUGGUAGAAAUCCAGAGACACGUUCAUCACCCUCAUUCACAGUACAAUCACCGACAUAGGAUGAAAGACUAUUACGACCACUACGACUAUUACGACGAUGGUCCAUGGAGUGCAUCCACAAGUCCUGCCAGAUCACCAAGUCCAGUGCAUAGGAUGGAGCAUGGUCGUCAUCAUUAUGGUACAACAAGUCUAGAACAGAGGUCGAGAAGUCCAAGUCCCACAUCAAGACGUCAACCACCUCAUCCUCAUCAUCUUCAUCCACAUCAGCACAGUUAUCCAGUGUUAGUAACAAGACGUGGUCAUGGAAGGCGGUUACCGUUGACGCCAAAUAAACCAUCAACGCUGCAGUUAAAAUCAGCGAAUAUAAACUUUCCAAAAUUAAAUGCAUCUCCAACGCAUGGUGCACACUUAACACACCAUCCGAUGCCACAGCCUGGAAUGCAUUUACCUCCAUCAGGCGCUGGAAUACCUCACAUGCCGAGUAUGUCUCGAGACCACUGUCCGAUGAGCUUCGAGCAGGCAGUAGCUAUGGGUCGUGGUGGUCGUUUAUUGCCGAGUCCUGUACCUAAUGGAUAUAAACCUCAACCUAGUGGACCACCAAAACAGAGGACACCAAGAUCAAGGCACUCAGAUAGUGAUGAUGAUGAUUGGUGCUAGCCAAUGUGGGACCCUGGACGGUGGUCCGGUGAUGUGGACGCUUCUUCAAGAGGGCUCUCGGCCUGUGCGUGAUGCACCCAGAGGACUCUAAUAAAUAGUGCAUUGUUUUGGCGUUUGCGACGACCGGAAGGGGUCAGUUAUUUAGGCAAAAAUCUGUUUCGCAGAUAAGCCUAUUUUUGUGCAUGUUUUUGAAGAGAUUAUUAACCCUUUUGGAUUAUAUGUAGAUGUAUAUACGUGACAUAUGUAUAUAUGCGUAUAUGUAUACGUAUUUGUGCGUUUUGGAGAAAGCCCUGAGUUCUCCUAGAUUAUUUGGGGACUCUUGUAAAUUGAAGGAGUCUUUUGCAAUGGAAUUUCAUGACGCAUCCACAGUCUUUCUGGUGAUUUCUGAGUCCAAAUAAACCCCGACCGCAAUAAAACGGGGCACUUUUUAUACGUUCAUGCUCGAUCGGUCUCGUGAGACUCAGAUCUACCAGAGAGAUUUGUUGAUUAUUAUGAAUUGAAGCUUCAUUCGUAAUUGAAGCAUCUUUGAAUUCAUUCAUGUCCUUGGAUACGCCAUGAAUUACCAAUUUUUCAUGAUGGAUUUUGUGAGCCGGAUUCUCACUGAAAAUUUUAGGUAAACGAUUUAAUGAUAAUCGUGUCAGUGACGCGUCUCUGAUUGUCAUAAUAAAAAAAUAAAUGAUAUUAAUAUAAUGAAAUAUAGAAAACAAGUAUUAAGCAAAUCGAAGAAGUGCUUAUACAUAUAUGAAAGACUUUAAUUAAAUUUCUCAUAUAGAUUACACUGCCCGGAUCACCGAGAUCUGUUAUCAAAAAUAGAAAUAUAUAUGGACUGAUAACUGAAAGCAGUCUUGGUGAACGGUAUAAUUAAAUAAAUAAUUGACAAAAUCUUAAAAUAAUUAUAUAAAUUUAAUAAAUCCAAAGUGCGGUCGUGCGGGCGAGGAUUUCAAUGUAGAAGCGAAGCAUCUGUUUGGUUCCUCGCUCUUACGCGUGAUUCAUUGCGUCGUUUAGAUAUCACUCUCGUGUUUUCACUACACUUUAAUUAAUUAAAUUAAAUCCUUAUAGAUUCUCUAGUGUUAUUUAAACGAGAAUGAGCGUCUGGCUGAGUGAAAGAAUAUGUGCAAUUAUGUUUGAGAGAAAAAGGCGACCGAAGCCAACGUUGACGAGUUUUUCAAAUUGUUCUUCUUUUUAUUAACAGGGUCUGAAAUUUGGGGCUGAUGCGAUUAAACACUUCAAUAUUAUAUCAGACGCAUCAAAUUUGACUAUUUCUAGUGUAGUUCAUGCCAAAUUUGUUAAAAUUAUCCAAAAUCCUUUCGAAAUUGAUACAAUAAUUACAGUAAAUGUUGAGAUUCACGUGAUUCGCCAUUUUUUAUAAUUAUAAAGUUUUCAGACUCUCAGUAAAUAUGAAAACAACACACCUUACUAUCAUUACAUUAAUUUUACAUUAUAAAUUUUAGUAUAUUUAAUUAUUUAUUGAAUUGUAAGUUUGUUUAUCAAAAUUUAUUGUAAUAAAGAAUAUAAAUAUCUGUUUUUUUUUAAAUGAUAAAACUGAUUCGUAUCAUAGUCUAUUUAUUUUUUAAUUUUUAUGCCAAACUGCAUGCCUGAUUGUUUGUGCCAAAUAUAAUUGAACCUUAAAUUCAUUCGAUGGGGUAAAAUAAUAUUUUACAAUACGACGACUUUUAAUAUUUAUUAGAAAACAUUAAAAACUGCGCUGACUGUUAUAAUUGAAAAAAAAUUAUGAACCGUAUAAAUAUUCAUUUGGAGUUGUAGAAAAAAUGGCAACAAGAAAAUAUGACUGUUAGUUAAGACAAAUAAUUUUUAUGUAAUAUUAUCGACGUCUUAUACAUUUAGCAUACUGCCAAUGACAUCGUAGAGUUUUCAAAGGCAUAACGAGGCAUGCAUUUGUUGAAACCAAUAAUUUGGUCUAACAAAAUUAAUUUCCAAACUAUCAUAAUUAUAUUUAUGACUGAAAAACAAGUUAAUUCAAUUAUAACUUAAUAUGAAACUAAAAAUUUCUCUUUAUUCAUCAGGAAUCGCGUGUUUUCUCUUCUACAAAUUUGAUUAUGACAUUAAAAAUUCAAAUUAACUCAAGUAGUUUAAACAAGAUACACUUUUUAAAUUGAUAAAAAAAUUUAAUAAAUUAUAAUCAGACAAUACAAGUUAGGAAAAUGAAAUUAAGGAUGACUAGGAUUAAAAAAAAACAAUUUCGGCAAAUAUGGCAAAAUAACGUGUAUGACAUCGGGCGUUUAAAAGUGAAUUAAAAUAUUCUUAAUGGUAUUUUUCUGUGAUAAAUCUAAACCCAAAUUUUAGAAACCAGAAAAUUAUCUAGUCGUGAAACUCAGUUAAAAUGAAAUUACAAUUAUGAAAGAAUAAUUCUGCUUAAAAUCUAUCUCCUUCCAGUACGUUUGUAAAACAAGUAAAAAGUAUUCGAAUAAUUUUUCAUUAAACAAAAAACGAGAAUAUUACCAAUUAUAACAAUUUAGUCAUGAAAGUUUAUAAAAUAUCAUAUGAACAAAAUAAUAAAAUCUGAGAAAAAUUCAAUUGAAUUCGGUACUGAACAAUAAAUAAACGAGGAAAUUGAUAAAUUAGUAUGAUAAAAUAUAAAAAUAGAAUUGUCUGAGCUACAAAAUAAAUGAUAAAGACUUUCGUAUAAACAAUUGAUUAUACGAGCGUUGAAUGACUGCAACAAAUAGAAAACGUAUGUCUGAAAAAAAAAUUAACAAAUUAAAAUAACAGUCAUAAAGACGAAUAGAAAGAGUGAGAAAUGAGCGUAUAAAAAGUACAUAUUUCAAAAAUAAAAUCAGUUGAAUA
This is a messenger RNA of Chelonus insularis, 8731 nucleotides long. RefSeq names its product cacophony (gene cac). The transcript is spliced from 30 exons. NCBI's taxonomy places the organism in Eukaryota, Metazoa, Arthropoda, Insecta, Hymenoptera, Braconidae. Gene Ontology annotation, biological process: calcium ion import across plasma membrane; chemical synaptic transmission. The record is from RefSeq and is a predicted model, not a curated record. Gene Ontology annotation, cellular component: membrane; voltage-gated calcium channel complex. Gene Ontology annotation, molecular function: calcium ion binding; high voltage-gated calcium channel activity. Bases 290 to 5926 code for a protein of 1878 amino acids.